AAUAAGUCAUAGCAGAUCUUAGAUGGCUUCCAAGGUCCUCAUUCAAAAUUCGAUCCCUAUUCAUCCGUCAGAUUCCUUCAACGUUUGAUCAGUCUUCUUCGAUCUUAGUUAUCCCUAUGAAAACGCCCAUAACAGCUCGAUAAUACUCCCGAGGCUCCGAUUACCUCAAAGUAAUGGGAAAUCACCGUCCUCUAGAGAGCAAAACAGAGGACAUUCCAGCUCGAGGAAUGCUGAACGACGAGUACUGGUCCACUUUCACCUUCAACUCGGACGAUUAUGAGUUGGGUCCGAUCAUUGGCUUUGGGGCUUCGUCAACUGUUUAUUCAGCCGUGUUUACCCCGCCCAGUCCUCAGCCUUCAACGUCGCCGAGUGUAUCUUCGACCAGUUCAAACUCAACUUCAACGCCUCAUUCAACACACAUUUCUUCCCCUGGAACUUCUCGGAAACCUCGUCUAAGCAUAACUCUGCCAGCGCCUUCCACUUUACCCACGGCAGUGACAUCACGAGUGCUUGAGCGAGGGACAUCAUCACAGCCUCAAGGAAAUAGGCCGUGCGCUAUCAAAGUAUCGAAUUCUCGCCCGAAUGUGGAACAAUUAUUCAAAGAGAUAAGGCUGCUAGCUCUCUGCAAGCAUCCCAAUAUCCUUCGAAUUUUAGCUACAUUUACCCUACCUCCAGACUGCCAGCGCAUCGCUCUUGUAACCCCUCUCAUAUCAGGAGGAUCUCUAGCUGGUAUCCUUGAUUGGCGCUCUAGAUCGGCAACAACCCCUAAAAGCAAUCAUGCCUUCAAGUUCAACAUUGGGCAUAAAAGAAAGGAGGAAGAUGGACGUGCAGGACUAGAAGAGGAGGAAAUAAAGGCGAUCAUAAAACAAGUGCUUGAAGGGAUGAAGUAUCUUCAUGAGAAAGGAUACUUACAUAGAGAUCUCAAAGCCGGUAACCUCUUAGUAGACGACGAUGGUACCAUCCUAUUGGCAGACCUGGGCGUGGGCGGGGACAUGAACCUUCCUCCUUCGCCAAUAUCAGAAAAGUCUCGGAGAAAGGGAGUUGAAGAGAUCAGGUUUGGAUCUACAGCGGUAGAUGGAUUAGGACCUGGGAAGGCAGCGUCGAUGACGCCAGUGGAGGAGGAUUGGGGUAGGAGAAAGAGCUUUGUAGGCACACCCAAUUGGAUGGCGCCAGAAGUAAUUCUGGGAAGAAGAUAUGACAGCAAGGCGGAUAUAUGGAGUUUAGGGAUGACUAUCCUCGAAUUGGCUUAUGGGACUGUCCCAGGAUCGAAGAACAAGGGCAAAGAUGUUUUGACAAGAAUUAUCACUGACCCUCCUCCGACCUUGGACAGGAUGGGAAAGUUUAGCAGACAAAUGAAGGAGUUUGUGGAUGCCUGCCUCGUAAAAGAUCCGGAUGGAAGACCGACUUCUGCACAGCUACUGGAACAUCAUUGGCUUAAAGGGGCCAAGAAAAAGAAUUUCCUAGCUCAAUCCCUUCUUGAUGGUGUUCCUCAACUUGCGCAGCGGCAGGAGCUUCGUCGAAUACCUACUGUGUCCUCUUUUGUCUCCCGCACAUCAUCGUGGGACUUUACUACUCCGUCUCAUCCUCCAUCUCCUAUAAAAUCUUCGUUACAUAUCCCCUCGGCCCGCUCCCCGUCUGUCAUCUCGUACAAAGGCGAUUACUUUGCGUCUCAUACGCAUUCCCGCAGCUCCUCCUUUAGCGUAAUGCCACCCUCCCCAAGAGUAUCUUUGAGACAAUGGGCUGAAAGAUCUGCUUCCGUCGAGGGUGACUACAUAGUCGGCCUUGGAAUACGGACGGGUAGCGAAAGAGGUAAAACCAGGUCAUCGUCUGUAACUCCUGCGCACAGCGCUCGGAAAACAACAUCAUUCGAUCUUCAGCGCCCAAUGUCGAUAUCAUCGUCCUCAAAAAUCCCUGACGGUGCAUCACCAAUGAAACGUGGUAGAGAUCUAUGGGUGCCGAGGUCGGAGGAUAGCAUGGCGCAAGAUGAUGAGAGGGCGACGGCACCUAUGAGCCCUUUAAUGGAAGUGGGCAAGACCGAGGCGCAUCAUGCGGAGAUACUCUCUUUGAAUUUGAAUGAGAGUUUGACGGCCUUGGAGAUUAGAAGCGAUGGUCUUGAAGCACAUAGAUCCCCAGAACUACUGUCCGAGGGGGCGGAUGAGCCGGGAAGUAUCCCUUCUGCAGAAGUUCCUAAAGAAACCUCCACCGAGGGUAAGAAUGACGUUGUUGCAGCGACAGAAGAUGCGAGACUGCCAGAAACAAGGGCAGAUACGCCAACCACCGCAAGGCAUACUGAGUAUGCGAGCACUGGUCCCUCCACUGUCAUCCCUCUUUCUCGAACCGAAACCAUUUUAGCCAGAGUGUCGUCGCGAGCAGCCAACCCUGAUCACAACGAAAAACGUAGUUGGCUCAGUAGGCGGUCCAGCGUGAAAAAAGCCGAGAAAGUGCUUAUGGCGACUUCUGUCCAAGAGAAAGAUAGAUGUGGCUUGGGCAAUGGGGCGGCACCUGGGCAUUCGCAUUCGCAUUCGAUAGGAAGAACUGGAUCAUGGGGAGCAGUUUUCGAUAAGAUGACUGGGAAGAAAGGUAAACGAUAGGUAUCCGUUAUUGAAGGGGGCUUCAUAGCUGUAUAUAGACACCCGUAGACAAUUGAAGCUCAGGCAGCCGGUUGUAGCUGUAAGACAUUAGCACACUUUACUUGGACAUUCACUCUAAUGAAUUUAUG
Cryptococcus deneoformans JEC21 is the source of this 2719-nucleotide messenger RNA. RefSeq lists its product as hypothetical. Gene Ontology annotation, molecular function: protein kinase activity; ATP binding. The coding region runs from base 174 to 2591 and encodes 805 amino acids. NCBI's taxonomy places the organism in Eukaryota, Fungi, Basidiomycota, Tremellomycetes, Tremellales, Cryptococcaceae. The transcript is spliced from 10 exons. Gene Ontology annotation, biological process: protein phosphorylation. The record is from RefSeq and is a predicted model, not a curated record.